CUUUCGCCCGUCAGCUUUCCACAAAGGCCUCAGAUCCGUGGAUUUUUGGAAGAAUCUGAAGAAGGCGAUGCCGGGGCGAGGAGAAAGUGCCUGAACGCACAUGUGGCGUGGCAAGGCUUCGCUCGCUAUCAGCAAUCGUGACUCAGGAAGCGGAAGGCCUGCACGUCGUCAAGGGUGCGACAGCUGAUUGUAUUCCAAACCAUGGCAACAACGCGUGCAGUCAGCCCCGUCUUCGCGCAGUGCGCGGGUCGAAAACUCGCCCGAAAGUUUAAGUAAUCCGUCUCUCACACCUCGACAUCUCGAUAAGCAGUGCAAACGAAACUUUAGUGCGACGCCUGCACAAUCGACUUCCUCACGAUGCAGAAGAAUUACGAUGAACACCACGUGUUCCAGCUCCGAACUAGUGCUGCCCGCAUGCUGUCGCUUGUGGAAUUACCAAUAGGACACUUAACUUCAGAUUCCAAUCACCAGAUGGCAGCGGGACAAGAUCAGAAAUGGCAGAAGGACGCCGCGGACCAGAACUUCGACUACAUGUUCAAGUUGUUGAUAAUUGGCAACAGCAGCGUGGGGAAGACGUCGUUCCUCUUCCGGUACGCCGAUGACUCCUUCACGUCGGCUUUCGUCUCCACUGUUGGCAUCGACUUCAAGGUCAAGACAGUUUUCCGACAUGACAAAAGAGUCAAGCUGCAGAUAUGGGACACCGCUGGACAAGAGAGGUACCGCACCAUCACUACAGCCUACUACCGGGGUGCCAAUGUAAAUUGUUUUGUUGAACACAGCAAAGUCCUUGAAGCUUCGAACAGAACUCUGCAGGUGACCCAGAUAAAAACGUACUCGUGGGACAACGCACAAGUGAUCCUGGUAGGGAACAAAUGCGACAUGGAGGACGAACGGGUCAUCAGCUACGAACGAGGAAAGCAACUCGCAGAGCAGCUUGGAAUCGAGUUCUUCGAGACUUCGGCCAAGGAGAACAUUAACGUUAAGGCAGUAUUUGAGCGACUGGUCGACAUCAUAUGCGACAAGAUGUCAGAGAGUCUAGACUCAGACCCCAACCUCAUGAACGCUGGGUCCAAGGGAACUCGACUCACCGAGCAACCGGCGGGGCCUCAGAACGGCAGCUGCAAUUGCUAACCACCUCUCGGCAACCACUUCAGCAACUCGACGACAAAGCCAUGAUAAGUUUCGACGUGUCCAAUUUUUGCCAGAUGCAACGAUAAUGUUGGCAAAGUCAAUACAGAAUGGAUUUCAACGUAUAUUAUUUUGUAGUAUUUCGUACUGCUGCUAAGAAUCUAUGUACGGCUGCGAGAUUCGAGACGACCGGAGCGAGACUAAAGUUACCUGUAAGAUAUUGGCUAAAUCCCUUGGUGGCCUUGGUACUAAAAAUGCUAUGCACCCACAAUUAAGCAGUUUAUAAAUUCAGUAUGAUUUUUUUCAAAAAAAAAAAAAUUAAUUAUAGUAAAAAUGUGGACAUACUGCGCUGUUAGAUGAAUGAUUAGGAAAAUGUAUCUGUGACGUAUAUUCAUGUAUGUUCCACACACACACACACACUCUCUAUUGUUCUGCCUGUAGCAGCUUCUUCAGUCAGCCUUGAAUUAAUUUCUGUGUGUGAGACUGUACAAUUAGGAGAUUCAUUUCCGUCAUAAUAAGUAUUUUUCACACUUUUAGAUAUUCAGUUUAGCGAUGAAACCGAGAUCUCUGUUCACUCUGUAAGAUAAUUUAGCCGUGAUCUUAUAGUUUUCUGUAGACUGGCAAAGCGAGACAACUCCCAUUUAAGCUGACGAGUCACGUGAUAUUUCGUCGGUCAGAAACCACGAUCUGUUGCAAUCAGAGUUCUCGUUGCUAUUAGCAAAGCAACAGAGCUGUGAAUUUCGUGUUAGUCUGAAAGAAUGACUUCAUUAACUUUGUGGAUAAUGAGAAAUUUGUAGGAACUCGUACUAGUUAAAUCUUCUCCUGUACCUUGAGUCUCAAAGUGGCUGGAACCCUCAGAAUGCAUAUGAAGCCACCCACUGACAACAGACAGGAUAUUUCUUAAAAUCUAAACUGAUCACUAUACGUCGCGUUUCGAAAAUCGUAAAUUAUUCGUAAUAUUACAAGUACAUGUCGAAGUUUAAAAUGUUUGCGUAAUUUCUUCAUGAACUAUUCAUUAAUGGAUAAUUUUCUGUGAUAUGUUAGGAUGUUGCAAUAAGAGUCUGCACUCAAAUUGCGCGUGUGAUCUCGUAUGGACCACGACUUUCAUGAAAUAUUAGCUACACUUACUUCCGUUCUGACGAUUUGAAAAGAACGUAAUCCUCUGUUUCAUCUGCCUCGUCUUCAAUCUCAAAAAAAGAGGAACCUCUUUAGCAUUUAGGGGGUUACAUUUACAACUGAAAAUUUACAUCUUUUCAUUCUUGCCUAUCAGUUAAAAAUAUAUUUUUAUUUUUAAUA
Zootermopsis nevadensis is the source of this 2424-nucleotide messenger RNA. NCBI's taxonomy places the organism in Eukaryota, Metazoa, Arthropoda, Insecta, Blattodea, Termopsidae. The record is from RefSeq and is a predicted model, not a curated record.